Messenger RNA from Lytechinus variegatus (green sea urchin), 4471 nucleotides. It is a transcript of the gene mlec, whose product is annotated as malectin-A-like. The transcript is spliced from 4 exons. Gene Ontology annotation, molecular function: carbohydrate binding. Gene Ontology annotation, cellular component: membrane. Bases 276 to 1100 code for a protein of 274 amino acids. The record is from RefSeq and is a predicted model, not a curated record. Lineage: Eukaryota; Metazoa; Echinodermata; Echinoidea; Temnopleuroida; Toxopneustidae.
CCACGUGUAGCAGGAUCAGGGUUAAUGUGAUGUCAAUGAGCGGCUCUACUGCUAAACUUUGGCCGUCUCCAGCCGUACAAAAGAUCUCGGAGUUUCGGAGCGCUGCGCAAGGAGUAAGCUAGCGUUCCGACGAUCCGAUCCCGACGACAUCCCGUAUUCCGGCGCGGUAAUGCAGUGAAGAGGAUUGGUGGAUGUCAACGCUAGAAGUUUGGGCACGAAGUUUAACCCUGGAAUUUCUUCUUUAAACGUUAGGCGCACUUAAACUUUUGAUCAAAAUGAAGUUGGUUAUCUACGGAGCUCAUAUGUUUUCAGUUAUCAUCCUUUUCCUCAUGCAUGAGGUGUCAAAAUGUGCAGGGAUUGGUGAGGUUAUCUAUGCAGUGAAUAGCGGCGGACCUGCACACAUAGACAUGUACGGAACUCAUUAUCAGGAAGACCCCUUGACCAUCGGGAUCCCAUCGGACUACGGGAAGAGUAUGCCGAUAGCUAGGGUUCCUCCAAGUGAUGCCAUCCUGUAUCAGACGGAGCGCUAUCAUUUAUCAACAUUUGGCUAUGAUAUUCCAAUCAAGGAAGAUGGCGACUAUGUUCUAGUUCUCAAGUUUUGUGAAGUUUGGUUCACAUCUUCAAGAAUGAAGGUAUUUGAUGUAGUCUUGAAUGAGCAGCACACAGUUGUACCUGAUCUGGAUAUUUACCACAAGGUUGGGCGUGGGACGGCCCAUGAUGAGUAUGUCCCUUUCACAGUCAGUAAGAGUAAACUCAAGGUACUCGGAGAGGUCUCAACAAUCAGUGGAUAUCUUAGAGUGGAAUUUCAAAAGGGUGAUCUAGACAAUCCUAAAAUCAAUGCACUUGUUGUUUAUAAGGGGACAUUUGAUGAUGUUCCAAAAUUACCUCCAUUUCCUGGUUUGGAGGAUCCUGAGGAUGAAGGUGACGACGAUGAGGAGAAGGAUGAGGACGAUGCACCUAAGGUGAUCUCAAAGGCCAAAUAUAAAUCUGGUCCUAAAGCUGUGGACCCGUAUGCAGCUGACGAAACUAGCUUUUUAUUCCCAGUACUUAUAGCAAUAGCAAUAUUCAUCCCUACUCUAUUUUGCCUGUGUAGAUUAUAAUGCAUAGCUGUUAGAAUUCUCAGUAUUUUAUUCUAGGAACCAGCACUACAAGUAGCUUUGGAAAUGUGGUUGAUGGGUUUGAUGGCUAUUCCUAUUCAAAAAUAUCUGUGCGGAUUGAUGAUUGGCUGAUGUCUGUGAAAUUGUGAUUUCAAACACUAUUAGAAAGUCUUGAAAGUACUGCUUUAAACUUUUAUUUAAAUGCAUAUAUGUGUAAUUUGAUUUGUGAAAUAAAAAAAUUAUCUAGCUCAGAUUACUACUUAUCAAAUAGUGUUGGUCCAUUUCUAUUUUGUUGUUUAAGAAAAGUGGAAAUGAAUGUGGUGAAGGUAUGUAUCAUUGAUAUCAUUGGUCAGGUCUUUUCUUUAUAAGAUAUGUACAAUCAUCUCUGCUGAAGUUGAAUCCAUAUGGACUCAGAAAUAGCUUUGCCUCUUUUUUUUUGGAGGGGGGGGCAGGGGGAAGAAAUUUUGGUUGAAGACGGUAUGAUGUAAAAACAAGAAAUCAAAUAGAGUAUCAACCAAGGCGAUAUUUCAUCUUCUGCAAGUUUGGCUUCAGUAGAGUUGACUGUACUCUCUUUAUAUAAAAUUGAGAAGAUUACUUGUAAUACAAUCAUAGUUUGAUUGUUCGCCAAAAGGGUUAUUUGUGAGAAAAUGUACUCAAUCUUGUUACGUUUGUCUGUCACAUGCUUUUUUUUUAAUGUGUGUGUUUUUCAUUUAUGGUUGAAGAUUUGGUUGACUUUCAAAAAUGUGGUUAAUAUCCCUUUACUCAUGAUAUCAGGUCUUGUAAUAUGACAGUGCCAAAAUAUACAUGUAGAAGCCUACAGUAGUUUUCUGGCAUUAUCCUUUUUAAUUAAAACGGAUUAUAAGAUUUGUGAUUAAUAGUUAAAAGAAGAUAGUAGUUCAUAUAGUGGCAAUGUAACUGAAAAAAAAUGAUUGGAUUAUAGAAUGUAUUUGAAAUGAGAAUACAUGUAUUUGUCUCAUGUAACUAGAAUAUUAAUUUCUUACUACUAAAGGAAAUUAUCCACUCACAAUUAAUAUUUGAUUUUGUGCUUGUUAAUCUGUCAUCAGAGAAUAUGAAAGGAUAACAAAAAUGCUUUCAUUUCAUUCUACUGCAUUAGAUGAGCUGAAGUCAUACUAGUAUUGCAUUCAGAUCUUCUGAAUAUAUACCUAGUUUUGGGUAAAGUAAAAGUCGUUUUUCUUUGCUCAUGAUUUUGCUAUUCCAUCAACACAAAAGAUACCAUAUCUACACAUUGCUACUGCUGCAAUGCACAACAGGAAAUCAAAACCAAAGAGGUUGGGCAAGAAUCAGAAACAUAGCAAGCAACUCAUAAAUAAGUGGAAACUGAUAAGUAGGAAGUAGAGACAAUACCUGUACCAGGAAAUAUUAUAAAUACACAGCAGCUACAAAUUAUUUUUCUUUGUCUAUCCUUUACUCUAUAAUAUAAAGGGGUACAAAUUUUAGCUUAGGAAAUAUAUGAGGAGGAGGGGGAUUUCACCCUCAUGACGGCCCAAAUCACCUGUAAAAUUCCUCCAAAAUGCAUGCUUUGGGCGACCAUUCUUUCUAGAGUUGCCUCAAUAUCUGUUCCAAACAAUAUUUAAGACUAUUUGAAAAGUCAUUAUUCUAACUGGCAGAAGAAUAAUCAUUUGCUUUUACUGCACAAUUUUUAUCCUUAAAAAAACAUUCAAAUGAAAGAAAUAGCCCCCAAAAUUCUGCAAAUUGCCCCCAAUGUGAAAAAAUGCCCCCUGAAAAUAAGAUCUAUUUCUUACCCUCUUGGGUACAAUACACUACUCUUGAAAUAAGUUGACAUGUCCUUUCAAUGAAAAGACUGUUCACAGAAUAUAUUCAUUUCCAAAUCACUUUAUCUCACAACAAAUAGUCAUUUUCUCUCAAAACUUUAGUUUCAAAACAUUUUCUUGAUAAGCUUGAAGUAUUCCCUUUAGAAAAACUGAAUACUAGGAAUCCAGUGUGCAAACAUCAUUUGUUGCUAUGAUGGGCAAUCUUGAGAGUUGACAUUAAAAACCUUUGUGUAAUAGCAUAUUAGUAAAUAGGUCUAUAAUGUAUUUUAUGGAUUAUGUCAUGAAUCUAAUGUGUCUCUAUGUCAGUGCUGUAAUUACCUCUUGUAAAGGAUACUUGAAACCAGCAUCCAAACUCACUUUGUUUAGUCACUUUCCUAGAGUGACCAGAUGGAAUCCUUACGAGGUACACCUUUAGCUAUGUUGCUAUGGAAACACAUUGUUUAGGUACUCUUUUAAUUCAGAACUGUACGUGUUAAUCUCCCCCUUCAAUAUUAAAACAUUGCUUGUGUAUGAUCUCUGGGUAAGUGUUCAUGUUCUGGAUCGCUUUGAGAGCUCAUAUUUGCUCUAUUAAAAUCCUGAACCAGCUGAAUCAGUUUGAAAAUUGGUUCUGAACUGGGUCUCGUAGCAACACAUACAUUUCAUCUCACUUCCUGAUAUCCUUAUUUAAUUUUACCCUUAUAGUACUAGUAUACCAUUGCCAACCUUUGAAUAUUUCCUGAUGAUUAAUGGGUCUAUAGCUAUUCGCGUGGUUAUCUUAUAACAAAUAAUUCUGGAUAUGUUUCAGAAUAUUGAUAAAUAUUUGUAUCACUAUAUAAGGACACUAGUGCAUAAACCAGGGUAAUUUUAUCCAUAGUUAUGUGGAUGGCACAUAAGUGACAUUUCAUGAGACAGUAUUUUGUGGUGAUGAAUGUUAUGUGUAAGUCUAGUUUAUGGCUUGCCUUUAUCAUGUAUGCAAAGGCUGUGAGACCGUGAUCUGUAGAACAACUUCAAUAUCACAGCUUCACAAGGAAUAAUAAUAAUAAUAGGCAUUUAUAUAGCGCCAUCUAUCUAGAAAUAUUCUAUUCCGAGGCGCGUUAUUAUUAUUACCAUAAUGAUAACCAUUUAUUUUCAACAUUGUGCCAUGUUAAUUAUCCUCGAAUGAGUUUUGUACGGGUGUUAUAGUUUGUUUCUCGACUUUGAGUAUUUUUAAUGCAAUUUUUAUAUCAUUACUGGAAAUGCUGUACCUAUCCCAAGUUCCACAUCUCGUUCGUUCAGCAGCUAUGAUGAUAGGCUCUUCAUCACUGCACCCUAUGAUCAUCUUAUACAUGUAUGUUGUUUUAGAAUUUAACCAAUGGAUCAUCAGUGAUCUAACCUAUUGACCAGAGGUCGACAAGACCAAAGACCAGUGAAGCCGAUUUUUUAACCAAUUUCUCUCUGAUUACUUCCUUUCUCAAGAGUAUCAUAGAUUAUACACCAACCAAAGCUAAUCAGCAAUUAAAUCAAACAAGAUAUGAUACUGUAACGGCAUGACACUGGAGCAAAAAUGAACAUGUGCUUACAUGUACUUAUUGCAUUCAGUCUGUGGGAAUUCGGUCAAGUGGA